Molecule: messenger RNA, 2502 nt
Organism: Guillardia theta CCMP2712
Lineage: Eukaryota; Cryptophyceae; Pyrenomonadales; Geminigeraceae
Exons: 14
Coding region: 1-2502 (833 amino acids)
Molecular function (GO): calcium ion binding
Source: RefSeq, a predicted model, not a curated record
AUGGGGUCUCGCAGACCCGCAGACAGCGAGGAGCUGGAUAGCCCUCCUCCCAGCUCCUUGGGCAACCCUCCUACGUUGGGGAUCGCGAGCUCCACCAUCUGGACGUUUCCGGUGCCGGAGGUUGAGAGCUUUGACAAGCUUGCGAAGGCGCCCAGGAGAGACAAGCCUGAGAGGAAGCACGUGCGGCAGCAGCCGAGAGAGCGAGCGCGAGUGCUGCCGGAGAUCUCGGAGAGGAGGAGCAUAAAGCAUGCGCAUGUACAUACCAAGAGGAAGCCGCCUGAGCUCAGUGAGGUUCGGUCCGGGAGGAAGAGCGCCCCUCCCAUCAUCGAGAACGACCAUCUGCCUGUCGACGUCUGGAAUGAAGUGGUGUCGAAGCAUCUGGACUAUCAAGUCAAGCCUCACAUGAAUGAAGUUUUCAGCGAGCUUUCAAACGAAGAGCAGCCGUUCGAGCGACAGCGCAGAAGGCAGUUCGUCCUCAACUCGGUUCAGAAGUUCUUCAGUCCAGACAAGAGAUCUCUCUCGGAAGAUCUCGACGACGCCAUCUCAAGGAUCAAUAGCAAGCUCUCCUUCUCCGUCGACGAUCAAAGGGUCAAGCCCAUCCCCUCAAGAACCGAGGCCAUGAUGCUGCAGGAGAGCUUGGAGCUCAUCACGCAAGAGAUCUCCUCCUCGUUCGGUUGCGACAUCGAUACCUUCCUCUCAAAAGCGGCCCGGAAGGGGAUGGUUGAGGACGUGCUCAAGACGUUGGGGUUGGAGAUGAAGAUUCUAGACAUCAUCAUGGCUGAAUUGAAGCGACAAGUUCACAUCCAGUGCCAGGAGCGCGGGGAAGUUCUCGACCGAUGCCACAGCUCGUACUCAAACGCCAUCUGGACCCUGAGAGACUUUGUCCUUGACGUUUCAAACCAGCUCACAGUUGCAAUGCAGACAUCGCAUGAACAAGCCCUUCGAGUGAAUGAGCUUCAAGACAUGUUCUCGAGACAGGAACGUCUGGUGGAGCAGUCGCUUGUUGAUCAGUCGACGGAAGAGUCGACAAAGCAAGCAAAGCAAGAGGACUUAGAACAUCGACUGAAGACUUCGCAGCUUCAAGUUAACGAUUUGAACGAGAAGUUAGCAAAGGCAGACAUGAUGCAUCAGACUUUUCAGAGCAAGAUUCAGCUUCUAGAGAUGCAGAUCAAGCAGAUGGAAAGAAAUCAGAACAUCUUGUCGAUACAGGUCAAUGAGCUGCAGGAGCGGAUAAGGAAAGAUGCAGACACUAUAGAGUUUCUCGGAGAAACGGUAGCGAGGUACAAGAUCCGGCUCGCGUGGGCUCAGGUGGUGAGGUACGCCAGAAGUCAGAAGAAGCCCACUUGUGAUAGCUGGACGCAAGACGGGGAAGGCAUAGAGGGUGUCGGCCGGAUCAUGCCCAGCGAUGGAGUACAGCAGGCGGCGGCAGAUCAGACGCAAGCUCGAGAGGAGCCGAGCAAGCACAAAGUGGGCAGGGAGUACCUGCAGGGAGAGCUGAUCGCCUUCUCGGGGUUCUGGGCGGGGAUCGUGCGACAGGCUGAAAUGGUUGACUUCAGCAGAAACCCGGACCUGCAGGUGGGGAAGAAGCAGAUGCAGGAGUACAUUUCCAAGAUCUACUCGGAGAAGAUCAUCUACGACGACAUCGAUGAUCGCUCCAAGUUGACCCGACAGACCCUCCCGGAGUUCUUGUACGACUAUCACCUGGAGGUGCUCGGAGACCCUCGGCUGGCGGAGGAGGCGCUGGUCAACGUCGUAGCCAACGUGAGGAGCUACGACAGCUCCAGCACGAGGAUCAGAACCUUCGGCAGGUUCCUCAACCUCGGAGGGCAGCCGCUGCCUCUCGAAGCCCUCAACAUCUUCCUGUGCGGUCUGCUGCGACUGCAGAACGGACAGCUGCCCCUCCUCGCGUCCCACGACUCGAUCCAAGUCGAUGCCGCGAGGGGACUGCGAGUCAUCGAGUACGUCUUUGCUCAGACCUCGUCCAUCGUUCGAUCGAAGGUGCUUCUGGAAGCAGAGAAGAUGGCUACGGGGAAGCACAUCGACGUGGACCAUUUCCUCUUGUUCAUCAUCGAGGAGUGGAAGCAGGAGGUUGAGCGCUCAGAGGAGCGGCUGCGAGCUCUCUUCGUGGCCUCGGAUGCAGACGGGGACGGCAACCUCGACUUCGAAGAGUUCGCCGGCAUGGUGGCAAGAAUCCAGAGCAACAAGGAGCAUCGAGAGCUGCUGAGGAUGUACUCGGAGAUGACCUUGAACAAGCAGGUCGACUGCAACACGUUUGUGCGAGUCUGUCGCAAGUUCAGGUUCUUCACCUUCGAGACUGGACCUGUCUCCAAGAAAGUUGACCCUGCUGCCAAGUUCGUCUUCGAUCUCAUCCUGGAGGAGUGGGGAGAGCUGGAGGACAAGCUCGCAGAGCUCGUCAUCAUUUUGCACGGCAUGCCGAUCUCAAACCGUCUGAAGGAGGCAAGUCGCCCCUCCUCGCUCGCUCGCUCUCAUCCGCGCGAGUAG